AUGGCCAUCGCUGAAGACGCCAGCUUACUUGCCGCGGGACAAAGCGGUCCUCAGAAUGAUGGUUUUGGCGCCAAGUACAACUUGUUGGAUAAAAAUGGAAGCACUGAGCCGGAUCGCCAAGAUGUGUUGUCAGUUCUUGCUGCCCCGAAACCGAUGCGGACUCUUUCGUCUCCAACUGUUUCAUCGGAAGCGCUCAAGCGUCAACGUGAUGAACUUGGCGCGCCAUCCAACACCUCCGCCACUGUGGACAAGAACAUCGGUGGGAAAGCUGCCUGCAUGUUCGUUGACGAUUGUGAUACUGGAUCGCAACUUCGCAAAGCCAUUUCCCACUUAUUUGGUCGCAACAAAACAUGUACACUGAAGAUCCCGGAAAUGGUGUGGGUGUACUAUUGCCGAAAACACUACCAGAGAGUCCGUUACCGUAAUGCCAAAACAUAUCCUAUUACUCAAAUGGAACUUGUUCAGACACAGAUCGAACGCCUAAAGGCCUGGAGUGAUCGAAAUCGCGCUACGGGAAAAGGUCCCUAUAUCAACUCGUGGACUCUGUCACUCCGAAAGCGAGAAGAAAAACGGCUUCAAGGCGAUGGGAGAAGGUCUGAAAAGGGGAAAGAGCCAUACGAGGUGGGAGCUGGUCACAUUCCUGCCUGGAUAAUCGAGGAAUUAGGUGAAGGUUUCGAUACUGAGCGCAUGUUUAAGAUUGCGGGACGCCUCCACGAAGAGAUUAUGAGUGGUGCUUUGACUCAAGUCCCCGAGAUUGAAUUCUUGCCCGACAUUGUGGGCGACGAUAAGGACAAGGAGACAACCAAGUCAACUCGUCAACGAAGGCAGAACAGUUCAACGUGCGUGACAAGGACCUCGAAACGAAAGGCAACAACAGACUUCCACGCCAUGACUCAACCAAGCCCGGCGUAUCAUGACAUGGACUACGCGGGUCAUGGUCAAGACGGCGAAUACGAUGCGGAAGGUGCAGUUAGUACUUCAGGGAAGCGGCCGCGAACCAGUCGAGCGGCGUCGUUCCUUGACGGACCUUCAAACUCUUACACCACGGCUUCUUACUUUCCCGCGCGCGCGGAGAAUGUCGUGCCCAAAAUUCAACCGACGAAUUACGAACACAGCCGUUACGCUCACAACGUUGGCAGUGGACGAUUAGGGCACACGCACCCAGUGCAAAGCCAUGCUCGUGCCGCAUCCUACAGCAGCGUUCCUCCAGAAUCCGAAUAUGCUUCCGAACCAUAUUACCGACCUCAAAAACCGCCUGGCUAUGGACAAGUGCCGCUGCACUUUUCGGGUAGCCAGAGUAGCGCAAGCCCGCCUCCCAUGCUGCCUUCGAUCACAAGGCAGAUGCACAACGCUUCCAUCUCGUAUGAACGCCAUGAAAGCGCUCCACGAGGAGCGAGGCCUCAGACGCGAAGACCAUCGCGACCCAUGCACCAGAGAUCCACUAGCGCCUUCAACCCGGGAAGGCGAUGUGUCCCUAUGUCGAGUCGACCAUCUAGCUCAGGCAAUGGUGAAGCCGUGGGACAUGCCAGAUACGAAAUGAACAGACAGGUGCCACCCCCGGCAAUGUAUGGUCCCGGACAUCACGGCCCUCAAAGCUCCACUGAAGGUGACUGGCGUCACCAUCAGUAUCGUGGAAGGCCUACCUGGACGUCAAAUUAUACGCAUCCAGCUCCCUCUCUUCCCAGUAACCAUACCCAGUAUUCAAACCCUCAUGACCCAAGCUAUGGCUCCCCGUUCCCACGCGAGAACGACUCCUCAUAA
Metarhizium album ARSEF 1941 is the source of this 1761-nucleotide messenger RNA. Its product is annotated as ORP1 like protein. NCBI's taxonomy places the organism in Eukaryota, Fungi, Ascomycota, Sordariomycetes, Hypocreales, Clavicipitaceae. The coding region runs from base 1 to 1761 and encodes 586 amino acids. The record is from RefSeq and is a predicted model, not a curated record. The transcript has a single exon.